Molecule: messenger RNA, 1785 nt
Organism: Botrytis cinerea B05.10
Lineage: Eukaryota; Fungi; Ascomycota; Leotiomycetes; Helotiales; Sclerotiniaceae
Gene: Bcsfh5
Product: Bcsfh5
Exons: 2
Coding region: 194-1522 (442 amino acids)
Biological process (GO): regulation of exocytosis; Golgi to plasma membrane protein transport
Cellular component (GO): plasma membrane; cortical endoplasmic reticulum; cytosol
Molecular function (GO): phosphatidylinositol transfer activity
Source: RefSeq, a predicted model, not a curated record
GUUAGGAGAGAGAGGGGAGGGCGAGGGAAAGUAGAAUGGGACUCAUCAAAACAAUUUAAAUUACGAUGUCAAUCAAUCCUCCCCUGCCCAAGAUUAACACAAUCAAACAGAAAUAAAUUCGCAGCUCUGCGCUUGUCGAGGAGUCACCUUCUGAUCUCUGCAAACAAUUCAUUGUCGAACAGCGAACACGAAGAUGAGUGCGGAACCCAACAAUAACCAGGCAAAGGCCGAUGUCCCAGAGGAAGUGGUGGAACCAAAACCUACAACUGUGGAGGAGCCAAAAUCUACAACUGUGGAGGAGCCAAAAUCUACAACUGUGGAGGAAUCAAAAUCUACGACUGUGGAGGAGCCAAAAUCUACAACCGCAGAGCAACCAAAAUCUACAAUCGAGCAAGAUCCAAAGCCUUCAACAACGGAAUCAUCGCCAGUACAGAUCGAUGACUCAACUCCAAUUCCACAAAUCACAACCGAAGAACCAAAACCUACAGUCGCAGAGCCAUCAACAACUGAAUCAGUAACCGCGGAGCCCACUACGGAACAACCCCAGGAAGCAGCCGUCAAGCUAGAAUCUGUCAAAGAGGCCGACGCGGAAGCAGCCGCCAAACUAGAAGCUACCAAAGAUGCCGAUGUGGAGAAAGCAGCUUCAACCUCUCAACACUCAGUCUCAUUCGAUAAGGCUACCAAGACCCACGAUGGCUCGCCAUUGUCCAAAUUCUAUUCAGAAUUGCCGGCAAUCCUCGAGGCAGCUGAAUACAAUGAGAUGUGGGGCAUCGUACUUGAUCCAUCGGAAACUCAUGUUCAAACAAGUAUUGUCCUCGAAAAAUUCUUGCGAGCAAAUGCAAAAGACGUUCCUAAAGCCAAGGCUCAAUUGAUCGAGGCUUUGAAAUGGCGAAAGACGAUGCAACCACAAAAGCUCUUGGAAAGUACCGAGUUCGACAAGGUAAAGUUUGGUAACUUGGGAUAUGUAACGUCUUAUAAUACCACCGAGGGCGGCAAAGAAGUCAUCACAUGGAACAUCUAUGGGGCAGUCAAAGAUGUUAAGAAGACGUUCAGUGAUGUUCCCGAAUUUCUCAAAUGGAGAGCAGCGCUCAUGGAAUUAUCCAUUAAGGAACUGGACCUUGCCUCAGCAACAGAGAAGAUACCCGAAAAUGGCCCUGAUCCAUAUCGUAUGAUCCAAGUCCACGACUAUCUCAAUGUCAGUUUCCUACGAAUGGACCCCAGUAUCCGUGCUGCAUCCAAAGAGACAAUCCAAACAUUCAGCAUGGCUUAUCCUGAGCUUUUGAAGGAGAAAUUCUUUGUUAACGUUCCCUUGGUGAUGGGCUGGGUGUUCACGGCAAUGAAGAUCUUUUUGAGCGCCGAUACAAUCAAAAAGUUCCACCCACUCAGCUAUGGAUCCAAUCUUGGCAGUGAAAUUCCUAAUGUUGCUGAGCAAUUACCAAAGGAGUACGGAGGAAAGGGGGGAGAACUGAAGAGUGGUCUCACAGUCAAGUAUUCUGAGGGAGAAGCCUCGAAAACCGCCUAGAAAGAUGCAAUUAACGGCACGAUCUAUGGUCUAGUUCGAGGGGAUGUAAUGUCAUGGGCGGCUAAUGUUCUGGAGAGGAACCAUUCGGUUUACAUUGGGGCGUUCAAUAUAUCCAUUGCUUUGUAGUUGCUCAUCGAAGUUUAUAAGCUUCAUCUGAUACCUUAUGUAGCAAAAGAAACCAUAAUAUAAUAUAAUGACUAUGAUAUAGUCUGCGUUGUGCAAACGUUUGUCGAAUCUAUACAGAUACUUGAUGCAUGUUAGCA